Messenger RNA from Coturnix japonica (Japanese quail), 7087 nucleotides. RefSeq names its product cap methyltransferase 2 (gene CMTR2). Gene Ontology annotation, biological process: 7-methylguanosine mRNA capping; methylation. Gene Ontology annotation, cellular component: nucleus; cytoplasm. NCBI's taxonomy places the organism in Eukaryota, Metazoa, Chordata, Aves, Galliformes, Phasianidae. The record is from RefSeq and is a predicted model, not a curated record. Gene Ontology annotation, molecular function: methyltransferase cap1 activity.
UUAUAUGAGCUUUAGAAUCCCUUGUGCCUGUAGCACUGACUUUUUUGUGCUAAAGUGUGUUCUGGAUUAGGGGUGGAUCCCACUUUAUCAAUGAGAAACACAUGAGAGUGGAGCAAACUUAACAGCAAAGUUUAAGAAUUUUUGCUAACUCACGUUGUGCCAUUGAUCUCAAACCAACUAAUAAGUGCUGCACUCCUAACCUGCGUAUAGCAAAGCUCCUUGCUAUUUAAAACGCUGGGAGCAGCUCAGCACCUGAACUUUAUAUAGCUUUGAUAAAUGCUUAUCACUUCCUUCUCUAACGAGAUAGCCUUUGGAGCUGUGUUACAGCUGGGAGGUGGCUCUUCCCCUGAAGAAACAAGCCAGACGUGAGUGUGGCUUUCAUCCCGAAACUCUGCAGCUGCUCUCCAUGCUCCCUGCGCCCGCUUCUCCCUUCUAACCCCCGCUGAAGAUAAGGCAGAGAGGAGCCGCUCGGCUCAACUGUGGGGCCGGGCGCUGGAGCGAGAGGGGCGGUGCGGUGCUCGCAGCCCGCCCAGCCGCCGGGCCUGCCUUCCUGCUGCGCCGCCGGGGUUGUCAAUCAGUCCAAGAAUGAGCACAUGCAAGAAGUCUUACGCUGACCAGGCUGCAAAUCUUGAGAAGUUCGACCCUGAAAUCCUUUCUGAAAUUGAGAAGCUCUUUGCAAAGAAGUUUUCUUACACUAAGCCGCUUAAUAAUGAGUGGCAGCUCCCGGAUCCCAGUGAUGCCUUCACGUGUGACCACAAGGAAUUCAACUCGCUUCUUGAUCUGAAGAACUCGAUGAACGAAGUGAAGAACCAGCUUAGUGAUAAGAAUCUUACCGAAUGGCACCAGCACACUUCGUUUACCAAUAAAGCGGGGAAAAUAAUUCCUCAUGUGAAGAAAUCUGUGAAUGCUGAGCUGUGCACCCAGGCCUGGUGCAAGUUCCAUGAGAUGCUGUGCAGUUUUCCUCUCCUCCCUGCAGAAGCUCUUCAGGAGGGACAGCUGAAUUCUGUUCACCUCUGUGAAGCACCGGGAGCUUUUAUAGCCAGCCUCAAUCACUACUUGAAAUCCCACCACAUCCACUGUGACUGGAAUUGGGUGGCUAAUACUCUAAACCCAUAUCAUGAAGCAAAUGAUACCCUUAUGAUGAUUAUGGAUGACCGUCUUAUAGCAAAUACACUGCCUUGGUGGCACUUUGGCCCAGACAAUACCGGCGAUGUGAUGUCAUUGAAACAUCUGACAGGACUUAAGAACUUUGUAAGUAAUAUGGCCACAGUUCACUUAGUAACUGCUGACGGCAGUUUUGAUUGCCAAGGAAAUCCAGGUGAACAGGAAGCUCUCGUCUCACCCCUCCAUUACUGUGAAGCAGUCACUGCUUUAAUGAUCCUGGGUGUAGGAGGAUCCUUUGUUUUGAAGAUGUUUACCCUGUUUGAGCACUGUUCCACCAACCUUCUCUUUCUGCUUAACUGCUGUUUUGAGGAGGUCCAUGUCUUCAAGCCAGCCACUAGCAAAGCUGGAAACUCGGAGGCCUAUGUAAUUUGUCUUCGUUACAUGGGCAGAGAGAGCAUUCAUCUGCUGCUCUCUAAGAUGAUGCAGAACUUUGGGACAGAUAUGGUCAACAAAGCUCUUUUCCCCCAGCAUGUGAUCCCAGAAUCUUUUCUUAAAAUACAUGAGGAGUGUUGCAUGUUCUUCCACAGGUGCCAGGUAGAGACUAUCUGUGAGAACAUCUACCUCUUUGAGCACAUGGAGGAAGCGGAGCAGGCAAAACUGAACAAGUUAAGAGACUGUGCAGUGGAGUUCUUCAUGCAAAGGUUUUGUAUGAAACCCAUUGCUAGAAACAGCUGGCUUGUCAAGAAGUCUCAGGCUGGUUGCAGCAUGAAUGCAAAAUGGUUCGGGCAAAGGAACAAAUAUUUUAGUACGUACAAUGAAAGAAAGAUGCUGGAAACCCUUACGUGGAAUGAUAAAGUGGCAAAGGGCUAUUUAGAUCAUGUGGCUGAAGGACACAGUUUAAAUAAUGCUGGUAAAACGUGUAUUUUGGAAGGAUUGUCUUCUAACCUAAAGUGUAACUUGUGGUACAUUUUGGAAGGAAAGAGAAUACCAGCAGUGAAAUGUUCUCCAUUUUGUGAUGGCCAAGUCUUGGAAAACCUUAAUGAAGCUAUGAAUGAGCUGGUGGGGAGGCAAAAAAGCAAACAGCUGCUGCAGCUUUGUCACUCCUGUGAGGUACUUCGUGGGGAGCAGAUAAUGGCAGAAGUGUCUGAUCUUUCCCAGUCUUAUCGGGAGGUCCUGAAUGGAAAAUGUGGGGACAAAUUCAAGUGCCUUGUGGUGGACUUCCCACCCCUUUAUGAUGCUGAAAGCCAGCCCAGUAUGGAAAUAAAGUGCCUCAACUUGGCCACGCUGCUGACUUUUAGCUUCUCUUUGCUUUAUGAUGGAGAACCAAAAUACCAACAGCAGCUUUUGGGGUGUGUUCUGCAUUCCCUGGAUCAGCUUACAAUGGGAGAUGCAUUGAUUCUGCCUAUUCUUUCUUGUUUUACACGUUUCACAGCUGGCCUGGUGUUUGUACUGCAUUGCUGUUUCAGAUGCAUCACGUUUGCUUGUCCGACUUCCCGUGAGCCUUUGAAGGCGUGCACUGUUUUGCUGUGUGUUGGUUACCAGGGUGUCCCAAAUCCUGUUAUUGAGUACCUGCAACAUCUGCAUAAACUAAUGAGUUCUUUGCUAGACUCGGAUUCUCCCAAGCAAGUUUUGCAGUUUGUGCCUAUGGAGAGUCUCCUCCAGGGCAAACUGUUGGAGUUCUUGUGGGAUUUGAACACAGCCAUUGCAAAGAGACAGCUCCACUUGCUCGUGCAAGCUAAGCAGCAACAAAUGACUGGCAAUACUUCACUCUAAAAUAACCCUUGAAUCGAGCAAGUUGCUGCUCUACCUUGUAUCUCAGGCAGGUAGAAGUUAAAAACAUUGUUGUGAAUAUCAAUGCCGAGUUUUACGGUCACGGCAGGAGGAUGCUUUGAGCUGUCAACCCUACUCAUGGUGGACUGGCCUGUAGAAACCCCUGGCUUAAUCUCAGGUGUGGGAGGUUGAGGCAGUGUUUGGAGUGGAUAAACUGUUUCUUCUAUGACAGUUAUCUCUUCAAAUUUCCUUGUGUACCACUUGGAUCAGUGGUGUUGCCUUCAUGUUGAUAGGUGGUGUGGUGCCUUACCUGUUUCUUCCAGCCAGACUGUGGUGGGCUUUGUUUUGUGACAUUAUCCUUCUUCUGCUGAGCUAAAUGGGGGAGUUCUGACACCGCUGCCUUUUCUUAUGGGGUUUGUGGGAGCCAAAAGUUGAUGUUGGGGCCUGGCAAUAUGAAAGCCUGGGAUGCAACUGGAGGGAUGAGUGUCUUGAAUGGGCAACUGGCUUGCAGGGGCUGGGUUGAAAACAACUGCCUCUAAGCAAUAGCAGAGGUGUCCAGGGAAUGAUUCUCUUUAACUCAAAAUGUGAACGCAAGGAUCAUGCUAUAUGGCCUAGGACAGGUGAUUGCAUGGCUUUGUCUCCCUGUCCCAUCAAUGGAUGGAGUAUUUUAACUUUGUGUUUUUUUUAUGGGCACCUUUUCCUUAACCUGAUCUGGGACUCCUUGAUUGAAGUGCUAUUAAGGAGGAACUGCAAAUGUUCUUAGGCUAAAAGCGUGGUCACGUAGGGCUCUGAAAUGCUUAGGAGGAGUGCUAAGCUGAAGGAAUGUGAUACUUUCUUUGGGUUAAGAUUUCAUUUGGUUCUCCUCAGAGAUAAAAGCUGAUGAAAUUGCUGACUGACUGCUCCUUUAAGGGAGUUGAAUUUUAUUUUUCCAUAUUGCUCCUUUGAGAGCUGAAUUUUGGAAGCCUGGCUCGUAUAUUAACAUUUAGUUUUAAGUUUGUAGUUUACACGGGGAAAACUUGCUUGGAGGGAGAAAUGGUGUUUGGAAGGAGAAAUGAUUUACUGCUGAUAUGUGCAGGAUCUCGUAGAAGAAAGUCGGAAACGUGGAGCCAGAAGGAAAAUAGUCUCCUGAUUAAUUACCAGUCACCUUCUGGAAGCACUUCUAAUUAUGUAAUAUAGGAGCUUGAAGGAUAAUUGAUUACUGGUAAGGAUUAAAAGUGCUGCUGAAAAACUGUUUUGUCUGGAGGUGCUGCACAUUUAAUAAGCUUUUUUUUUAACGUGUUGAUUGGGGCAGAAUUUCAUGCAUUUAACAGUUCAUUUUUAUUUAAGGGUUUGACAGGUGAAUGAGUUGGUGGCUCAGCUCUGACUAACUGAUAGCAUUUGCUAAAAGCCAUGGGGUUUUUUUUACAGCUGCAUGUAGGUAGAAGCAGAGAAGCCAUGCAAACAGAAGCUUCAGGGGUUGGUCAUUGUCCCCUUUCAUUUAUUUAAAUGAGCUCGCUCUGUCAUGAGCUGAAUCAUGCUUCCUCCCUCAGACCAGGAUUUGGGAUUGCACUGAGAAUGAGAGAGAAAAAAGCAGGUAAGAAACACUGUAGAAGAAUGACUGACAAGACGGGUUCAAAGACCGCCUGUUACAGUCUCCCUUACCUGAGUCAAAGCAGAAUAAAGGUAUUGUCCACCGAAGACACCUUUGUGUCUCCGCUGCUGUUUCAGAGGUGAUUUAUGCAUCUGAAACUUGCACUGAGCUGAAGCAUAUAAAAAGGCUUCUCUUAAAGCAGGGGCAAAUGAGGCUUCGAGUGCACGGGUGUUCUUGCAUUGUGGUAUUCUGCUGUGGAGGCCCAAGUAGAAAAAGCAUCCCAACCAGAAGGUGAAUCAUGUGAGUUUUUCUCCUAACGUCAAUCUGAUGUUUUUUGAAUUCUUAUUGUAAAGUAAAAUCUGAGCUCUGCUAAUGAUGUGUUUUUCAGGCUUGAAAAUCCUUUCCUCAUGGCAUUCUGCUUCCCGUCCUUCCUUAGUUUUUAAGACAAAGCAUUUUGAAUAGCCACAGAAUGAGAAGCCAGAUCCCUAAAACAUAGGAAAUCCAAUGUCGUGCAUAUCCUGGUGCCCUGUUUGCUCUGGACCUGUUCUGUUGGCAGCUGUCAGGAGGUGACAGGAGAAAUCCUUUGGCAGCAGCUGCUCCGUCUGUUAAGGAAAAGAUCUGAUUUGGAAACUCUUCUUUUGUUGUUGUUGUCUCAAUGGCAGCAGUUUCAAAGUUAGGAAUGAUGCUUGUCUUAAUUACGAGAGUCCCCCAUUGUCCUGGCUGUCUCAAGACCAAAAAUGUCUUUGAGAAGUGACACUUAAUUUCACUUGUGACUUUUGGAACGUGUAAGAAUGCAUGGGAAGAAUGCAUUAACCUUUGAAGAGAGGGGCUGAUGGCUCCCGCAUUGGUCAGUGCUGUCAGUCCCUUUGGCUGAUUGGGUUUUGGGUGAUGGCUGAUGAAGCAUCUUAAUGUCAUGGCUGCUGUUACUCUGGCCUCUUUCUUUUUUCCUUUGACCUGUUUGAGGAUGAACUGGUUAUCAGCUCUCUUCUGUAGGAGCCUCAGUCUUCACACAGGGAAAAGAUGGUGGAGGAAGGAAACAUAGAUUGGUAGAUAAGUAGAACGUAGAUUCAAUCAGUGUGCAUGAAAACGUGAAGCAAAUUUAGUUUUGCAGCUCUGCUGCUUGUUUCCAAUGAAGGACCAGUAUCCAUUGAUCAGCUGCAAGCUCCAUUGUUUUGUUCUGAAUGUCUGGAUCUUCUGUUUUAAGUGAGCAUUGCAUGGAGGUUAAACAGAUUGGAUUCCUCACCAACCAAAUGUGUUGGUUUUCCUUUUCAGUUGAGUUGCAUUGAGGCUUGCCAGAUAUUCUCGCUGAUCUUAUGUGGAUUUAUUUGGAUGUGCACAGAUUGUGUGUGUUUUUGCCACUGGCUUUCCAAUUUAAUUUCUGCAGAACGUAAUGAGAUUUAUAGUAUGAAAUCCGAUAGCUUAUUAAAACGGUACUAAUUGGUGUCUAUUCGUCUUAAUUGAAGCUGAUCUAUCAGAUUCCUGCUGGUAAAAGUAGAAUAUUUAGCAGAAUUACAGUUUAUUAAAAGCACAACUUGGGAUUUAACAAGGAGGGCUUUGUGUUCCUUAUGUAGAAAGUGGGAGAAGUUAAGAAGAAACCCCACACCUUGAUUUUGGACCGCUGUAACUGGGUGCUUUAGGAUGCAAUGAAGGAAGGUUGACCAGCAAGCUGAAGCCUCAGAGCUUUACCACUCCUGUUACUGUUCCUAAAACCCAUCUUUCAGCAUCUGUUUAAUUUACAGAUGAUUUUCAGCUUGUUAAUUCUUAAUGGUGAAGCAGAGGAAAUCCUACGUUAAUCCAUCUUACCGUUUUGGGUGGUGUGAAAUGCUUUUGUUUAUUAGUUUUAAGCAAGAGCUUCCAUUUCAGCUGCAGCCUUUGAAUAUCUAUCUCUUAUAUUUCUUUUAGGGCUUUGAAAACAGGGAGAUUAAAAUUUGCUCCCAGAAGCCUGGUAAUGGUUUCUCCAUCUCAUUCGUGAAGCCCUUUUCAUGAAUGCCAUAUGGAUAUCCUCAGCUCCAGUUGUUUGUGUUGCGUUCACCUGACAAAGAUCAAGCGGGGCUGUUUAUGCCAGCGAUGCAUUCAGCCUGUGGCUGCUCAUUUCUUACUCUUUGGGGAAUGAUUUGGAUUGCUGUUGAGCCCUCCUGUGCCGCUUGUGGGGGUCCAGAGCCAAAUGCAAGUCUGAACAAUGGAGUUUGCUGAAAGUAUUAGCUGGUGGAUAUAGGGACUUAAAUAAGAAGAACCUGUAUGAGACAUUUAAAUGCAGGGCAUUUUCUCACCUGCAAGGAGAGGCCUUUCCUUGCUCUGAAUUCUCUUUUAAAGAAGCUCUGAGGUGUAAGUAUGUGUGCAAAGAGGUUGCCAGUUGUGUGCUGCCUUUCUUAUGCACACGCAGUACAUUUGUGCUUGCAUGUGUGGAAGCCCCCAUGAUGAUGAUACAGCGAGGAAGAUGUUUCUUUUGUAACUCAUCAACGUGUGCUUUUGUUUUGAAGGGUGUGAAUGUAAAUGUAAAUAUUUUCUUUAUGUACAUUAUGGCAUAUAUUGGUUUACGUGGCUGUUGUGUAUUUGUUUGGCCCACGAAUCUGUUAAAAGAGCUUAUCUAAAUGGAAGAAAAGCAAAAUGUAUGCAGAAAAAAAUAAACUAUAUUCUGUUUUA